CUGACAACAUCCCAUCUGCCAGCAUGCUGCAGUCACACGGAUACUAUCGCAGAUAUGACAUCAUAACCCUUCAGCAGCUGAUGUGAUCAAUCACACGUGAUCAUUACAGUAUUAUUACUCUGGCUGUUAAAAUCAAACAUGAGUGAACUCCAUCUGAGCCUCGACGGUGAAGAAGGAGCUGAAAAAUCAGCAUCUGCAGACAUGCUGUACAUGAGCAGGAGAGCUCUGAGGAACAUCUCAGCAUCUGUGUUAAACAUGACACAUCUAAAGAGUUUAUAUCUGGAGGGGAAUGAGAUCAGCAGUCUCCCUGAACGCUUCUUCAGCAGUUUGUCGUCUCUGGUUUGGUUGGAUGUGAGGAACAAUCGACUCACAGGUCUACCAGCCUCCAUCGGACAACACAGGUGUUUGAAGACGCUACUGUUGGAGGGCAAUCCGAUCUCAGCGCUUCCUCCAGAGCUGGGUCACGUGAUCACGCUGAAGGCCUUGAGUCUGAGGAAGUGCCCGCUCACGUUUCCUCCCCAGGACGUCGUGGGCCGCGGUCUGCCUGCCAUCCUCCACUACCUGCGCGCCUCGCAACUGGGUGAAGAGUUUCCUGUUGUGGAGAAGCUGCGUCUGUCUGAACUGGAUCAGAGCGAGGAGGACGAGCCGGAGAUCCGGCGCUUUCAGGAGCUCCGGCGCAGGAUGAUUCAGAUGGAACGGGCUGAAUUAGGGUCGGCCGGCGACGGAGGAACCAGAACACCCGGCUUCAGGAGCUGCAGAGCUGGAUCCCAUCAUGAGACCUGAUUUCAUUAGGAAGAGAAACAGCAGCUGCUUUAUUAGAUUCUGGUGCUGAUUAAACAUCAGACGGGUCUCUGUGUCUGUUCUCUGUGUUAAUGCACAGUGGAGUCCAGCAGUCUAGUGAACAUACAGACUGCACUCUUUAUUUAAAGCAGCUUUAUUGGCAUCAGUGGUUCCAUGAAGAACUUUUAACAUCUGUGGAAAC
Messenger RNA from Labeo rohita (rohu), 982 nucleotides. RefSeq names its product leucine-rich repeat-containing protein 27. The transcript is spliced from 5 exons. The coding region runs from base 139 to 783 and encodes 214 amino acids. NCBI's taxonomy places the organism in Eukaryota, Metazoa, Chordata, Actinopteri, Cypriniformes, Cyprinidae. The record is from RefSeq and is a predicted model, not a curated record. Gene Ontology annotation, molecular function: protein binding.